AUGGAUCGCAACGGGAUGAAGAUGAACCACGGGCUGGGAUGCAAUCCGUGGGAUAAGGAUACUUUGGAUAUAGCUGGGAGUGGUUCCGAAACAAGGGAAGAGAUGGCUUUGUUCGUGGACAUGAAGGAAUCAAAGGAGAGAGGAGAUGGGAACAGCAUAGGGGGCAAGAAGAGGACGGCUAAGGUGAUGAAGAUAGACGGGACUACGUUCCGUCCCAAGCCCCCGACCCAGGCCGGGGACGUUCUCCGGGAUCACCCGGGAUACACCCUUCUCGAGUCCGAGGAGGUCAAGCGGCUGGGCCUUCGGGCUCGGCCGCUCGAACCCGAGACUCCCCUCAAGCCGGGGAGGCUCUACUUCCUCGUAGAGCUUCCCUGUCGCCCGGACCUGCGCGUCCCUCGGCGCGCCUGGUCCGGGGCGCUCCAUAUGAGCGCCAAGGAGCGGCUGGAGAGCCUCGUGCUCUCCCGCCGCUCCGUCUCCGACCUCACUCCCACCAAGCCAUCUUCGGUGGAGGCCGUUACCGACGGCAUGGUCCGCCUCCGCGUGAGGCUGCCAAAGUCUCAGGUGGCAAAGCUCAUGGAGGAGAGCAAGGAUUGCGCUGAGGCUGCCGAGAAGAUCAUGGAGUUCUGCGUCUCUAAAGACAGCAACACGGCGAAGGCGGCGGCGGCUGUACCGCCGUCUGCGAAGACUCGGCGGAAGGAGAAGCGAACCAGGUUUGUGGCCCUGCCGGAUGAGAUCAUUACCUAAUUUUCCAUCCACGCGGUUGAAAUUCUACAGCUUUUUGAUGCUGGUCAAUAUUGGGAGCCAAGACCAAGGAGCAGCUGAAUCAUAGAAUUCCUCCUCUUUUUUCCUCCAAGAAUUGCGAGUUGAACAUGAGAAGCUGUUCAUGGCUUCCUAUCCCCCCGGCAAUUCUUUCUUAUCUUUUUUUUUUCCUUUCUUUUUUUCUUUUUUUUUUUUGUGAAACGGGCAAAUAGAAUUGUUGAUUGGAAAGGGGCUUGGAAGCUGGAAUCCCGUGUGAUAGGAGUCAUGGUCUCGUUUCCAUAUGCCUGUUCAAGGGGUCUCGCUUUCCCUGCAAUGUGUAUAAUAUUGCCUUACCUUUUCCAAAAUAUAUACUAUAUACUCUCAGGGAUCUUUGGGAA
Messenger RNA from Phoenix dactylifera (date palm), 1136 nucleotides. NCBI's taxonomy places the organism in Eukaryota, Viridiplantae, Streptophyta, Magnoliopsida, Arecales, Arecaceae. The record is from RefSeq and is a predicted model, not a curated record.